Molecule: messenger RNA, 1185 nt
Organism: Closterium sp. Naga37s-1
Lineage: Eukaryota; Viridiplantae; Streptophyta; Zygnematophyceae; Desmidiales; Closteriaceae
Source: the annotation of a GenBank genome assembly
AUGACAGCAGUCUCUGAAAAGACUCCUCCCCACGCACCCGCGGAUCCCCUUGCCGGGUCAGGGGCAGGCCCGUCCGCUCCCGCUGCUGUUCCGUCUGCUCCGCCUGCGGCACCUGGCCCCCUGGCUCCCCUUGUCGAGCCGUCGGCGUCUGCCCCUGCUGGGGGUGUUGCUGAACCCCCUGCACCUGUCCCUGGCGCCCUUGUUGCGCCGACCGCUUCUAUCCCCUGCCUGCCUGCGCAUGCCUCUGCUUCGUCACCAAAGGCGGCGUCCGCCACCACUGGCGAGCCAGCUCCGUCGGUUGCGCCUGCGGCGGCGGGCCAGUCCGCCCCUGCUGUGACGGCGGUGGCUCCUGCAGGCCAGCCUUCACGCCCUCCGUCGCCUGACCGUCGCUCGUCACGCCCCCAUUCCCCCGCUCCCCAUCAAGACCGCAAGUCCUCUCGUCGCCGCCGUGAAUCUCCACGGCGGUACCAGCAACAGUCGCACUGGCCUGCUCACCCCGUGGGUCAGGGGGAUUGGAGGGGUCCCCGUGCUCGUGGCGGGGGUGGGGGGUAUCGCCCGCCUGUGACGAUGGCGGAUCUUCAGCGGGAAGUGUCGAGGGCGGUUCGGGAGGAGAGGGCGGCGCAGAGCCAGAGCAGUUCGCUGCGCGCCUUGCCAGCCCACGAGGCUCCCCGUCCGGCUGCGCUCCCCCCGAACCCGCAGCAUGUUGCUCCGCCUCCCCCUCACAUCCAAGCGCCACCAGCUCCUUCUCCCGCCGUAUCGGCACCUGCUCCCGGUUCUCGUCUCCAUCUGCCGCCGGUUCCGCCCGUUGCGGGAGUGGAGUUUGUGGCCGCGGGAGGCGGCUCGUUGGCGGCUCCGUUUGCUCUCCCAGCUGGUGCUGAAGAGCCGCUCCAGUUCCUGGUGGAGGCACUCCAGCCUCCGCAGACCCGUGUUCCCGCCUCGCUGACAAGUGACUCUUGCCUGGACGCGGCAGACCAGCUCGCGGUGCUGCUGGCGCCCGUGCUGGCUGCGCCCGCGGAGGGCGGCGCUGCUGCUGCGGGACAGCUUGACGAAGCCGUCCGGGGCUUGAGGCGGCACUUGCGCGGAGGAUCUGGAGCCGCGGCGAUCGGCGCAAGCACGCUAGUGGUCCGGGAGCUGUGGCGCUCCCUGACGGGCAUUCUUCACGCCCUUGGAGCUCACCGCAUGUAG